AUGAGUUACGGAAGAGGUCGUGGUGCUCCAAUGGGAGGAAACUACUACAAGAAUAACUACGCUUUGCAUGAUUAAGACUAUGAUGAUGACGAAGAUGCUGAUGAGUAUGGAAUGUAUUAUGAGGAAGAUGAUUCAGAUGAUAUUGAUGCUCAAUAUGCUUAAAAUUAUCCACCUGGAUCUCUAUUUUAAGGAGUGCCUAAGAUGGGAGGUGGCCCAAUGGGUAUGCCAGGAGGACCUAUGGGCAUGGGAGUAGCUAUGACCUCGGCAAGUGGAGUCCCUUUUUAUGGAUAAUAAGCAAAGCCUUAAGGUGGUGGUGGCUACACUUAUGGAGGAAUAGGUGGAGGAGCAGGUGCAUUUGUAGGAGGAAUGGGAAGUUAGAAACCUGCUGGUGGUGGAUUCACUUAUGGAAUGGCAUCUUAAGGUGGAAAUUUAUUUGGUCCACCCUCUACUACAAGUCCAUUAACUGGAGGUACUCAAUUUGGAGCUCCACCCACUCAGAACUCUAAUCCUGGCUUGUUUUAAUUUGGGAAGGUUUCAUCAAUGGGAGGAAUCGGGGCAUUUGGUAGUGCCUCAGCUGCAGGAGGUCUUUAUGGGGUAGGGCCUAGCGCUGUUGUUGAAAAUGAUCCUUAUGCAAACAUAGCCAUUGAUUUGAAUAAAGUAAAGAAGUAAGAGCCUCCUGCAAAACUAUAUGAACAUAAAACAGAGGAAGAAAAAAAGAAGGAAGCUGAAUCUAAAAAAAACUCUUCAGCUGCAUCAGCUGGCAAGUCAAACUUAAAAAAAGAUUUUGACGAGAAAAAGAAAAAGGAGGAUGAAGAUGAGAGCAAAAGAAAGAGGAGUGUCUCCUUUGGUAAAAGUACUACUUAUGAAGUAGAAAAACUAGACAGUGAUUAAUCAACUGAGUUCAUUAAUAAAGAUAAUGUCGGUGGAAGAGGAUCUCCCAGACCUGGAGAUAAAAAAGUAAUAGCAGAAAAAGAUCUUAGUGAUGGUAGGAGUGACAAGGAGAAAAUCCUUGAAAUGCUAGAGAGACAGUAAAGGGAAUAACUGGAGGAGAUGUAAGCGUUAAACGAAUCGAAUAAAAAACACAUAGAAGAUAGCCUAGGAGAGUCUAGCUCCUUAUCAAUGCCAAAUUAAACUCAGUUAAGCAAUUAAGGAAAAGCACCAAUUAAUUAACUAGAUAAAAUUAGUUCAACCAAGGCUCAACUUGCUGAUUCUAAUUCUUAUGAAUCAGAUGAUUUUGAGGAUGUUAGUGCAAGUGGAAGUGGCUCUAAGUCAAAGCUUGUUCACUGGCCUGGAAAAGAAGCAUUCAAAGGGAAAGACGAAGAAAAAGUGAUUCCUAAAAAGACUGAUUCAGAUAAAUAUGAUGCAAAUGCUAUGGAGGCUUACAUGAAAAAACAACAGUAAAACUAGCCACCAUUGUAAAAGUAGAAAGUCUAAAACUACGAUAACAGUGAGAGUCAAAGUUAUGACGAAGAUUUUGAGUCGAUGUCAAAAAGCCAAACUGCUCUGACUUCAAGUAUGCUUUAAAGCCCAAAAGACAUUAACCCAAAAAGUAACAACUCUAAGGCUGCAACAAGCACAAAUACAAACAAUCAAACUAAAACAUUCGAGUAUAAACCAUAAGUUGUUCCAGAAUAUAAGAGCAUAGCUGAUUAAUACAAGAAAAAGGAAAAUAAAUUCAUUCAGACAGAUGAGACCAAGUAUGAUUUUAUGACUCCUUAACAGUAAACUGGUACUUAUAAAGAGUGGUCAUUACAAUAAAAUCUUAAAGAUGCUGAGAAUCUAAUUCAGGAUUUGAAAACUACAAAUGCAGAGUAAAAGGAUAAAAUCAAAGAACUAGAAGUUCAACUAAAAAAGAAAGACCUGGAUUACCAGACUAUGAGAAGAGAAAGCAUGGAUGCAACUGAGACUGCUAAGAGACUUCAAGAAUAACUAAAGGACUCCAUUCACAAGAACACUCUUUACAAGAUGGAAGUGGAGGAGUUAAUUAAGCAAAUCGAUUUGGCUGAUGCUAAGACCAGAAACAAAGAAGAUGAAUUGAAACUCGCUUCAGCGGAAUACGAUAGAAAACUUAAACUGUAAGAGGAAAGGAUAUUGUUUAGAAUAGGCAAAAAUGAACAGAGAGAAGUCACUGACUUGAGGAGGUAGCAAAUGAUUGAGAAAGAGGAAAUAGAAUCCAAAUGCAGAGAGAUGCAGGAAGAGGUUGAUUACUUAAUGCAAAAAGUCACCAAGCUUGAAGUAGAGAACAAGAGUCUCAUCUUGGGAAGAGAUUCUAAUAAAAAGGUGAAAGAACUGCAGGAAGAAAUAGACAUGCUUAAGCAUUAAUUAUCUUCUUCUUAUCAAGUCUAGUAGGAGAAUAUUAACCUUAGAAAUAUCAAGAAUGACCUUUCAAAAGAAGAUCAAGUCAAGUUGCAGAGAGAACUCUAACAAUUAGAAUUAAUGGUGAAAGGCUACUAAGAUGAAAAUGAAAAAGCAUUAGUUAAGAUUAAAUAACUAGAAAAAGAUCUCAAAAUGUCCUAGGAAAAGGCAUACAAUGAAACAAGAAGGGUAAAGGACCUACAGCAAAAAGCUCUUUUAAAUCAAGAUAGAGUUUAUGUUGAAGAAAACAAAGAUGAACUUGACAUUCAAACUGUAAACAAUAUGGGCUUAGGCAACGCAAUAAGUUAAAAAACUCUUUAGGAUCUGCAUUAAUAGCUGCAAAAACUGUAAAACGAAAAACAAGACUUUGAAAGAGAUAUGAGCAUCAAGGAAUCGUAAUUGAAAGCAUAAAUUAAUAAGCUUAGGGAUGAAAAAACUGCAUUAGAAAAGUAACUCAUAGAUACAGAAUUCAUCGUUGGAGAUAAAAAUUCUGAGAUUCAAAAGUUAAGAGACGAAUUUAGAGUAAAUAAAGAGCAAACAAAUCAGUAGAUAGGGGAUUUAGAGGAAAAGAUCUAAUGGUUUAGGUAAAAUUAAAGAUUGAUUGCUGAAGAUGAUUCCGAUAGAGAAUCACUACUUCAAGAACUAACUUAGCUAAGAGAAAAAUCAAAGAAACUCGAAACUGAUGUCAAGAGAACUAUUGACCUUGAGAAAAAAUGCAAGUUACUUGAAGAAACAAUCAAAUCGAAAAAUCCUAACAGCAUUCCUAUGCUAAUUUAAGCUGCUAAGGAGACAGUAGCUAAUGAAAAGCAAUAGAAUUCCACUUCCGAUAAUUAAAGAGUGAGAUAGUUGGAGUAAUAACUUGAAGAUAAAGAUAAGGAAUAUGAGAAGAAACUAAGAACUCUAAGACAGGAAUAAGAGAGAAUGAAGCAGCUAUAUGAAAAGAGAUCAGGUUAAACACCAGAAGCUAAACGUGUCUUAGAACUUGAAGAUGAAAUACAGAAAACUAAAGCUUACUACAAUAAAAGAAUAAGAGAGAUUGAGGAUAAGUACAAAUUUAGAAUCCCAGAUAAGGAGGAAUCUAAAACUAAAGGCUUAUCUAAACCUCCUACCACUUAGACUUAAAAGGACAAGCCGACAAUAGUUGUCUCUGAUAAUAAACACUAUGAGGAGUUAGUCGAUAAAAUAACAAAAGAAAGAAAUUUGCUUGCUUAGAAAGUAGUAAAUUUGGAAACUGCAAAUAACAAGAGAAGAUAGUCAUUCUCUGGAAAUCAACCAAAUUCUACUCCAUCAUUCUUGAUAGAUGACAAUAAGCAUGCUAUUAAUGCUAUAUUUAGCAUUUCAAAUCUAAUUAAAUAAAAUCCUCAAAAAGAUAAUGCGUUUUCAUUGAUUGAAGCUGCCUUAUCUUGUAUUGAACAAAUAAAGAGUAAAGAUCCAGUUAAGAAUAAAUAAAUAUCCUAAAACUUGCUAACUCUAACCUAAGAAUUGAAUGGAACAUCUUAAAUAAACGAUAAAAUAUUAUCAGAUAUCAUGAAUCUAUGUAAAUCAGAUUUAACUGUCUCUAACUAACUUUAAUUCAAUGAUCUUAAGUUAAAGCAUUAACACUCAGCAAUAACCCCAAAUAAGGACAUUUAAAGUGUAAUGAAUUCUUUCAUUGAGGAAGAUCAUAAAGUCUAGAAAUCUCCUGUAAGCAAGCCUCCAAAAGCAGUCUCGCAUCCUUUUGUGCUAAAUAACACUUAAUAAGCAAGAGGAAUAAAAGAUAUCAUGAAACUAAUAGUUUAAAGUGGUCUUGAUUUCGAAAGAGCUGUUAAAGAGAGAUAGCUCAAUCCAAAAAGAUUGCAACUUAACUAAAUUUAUUAGCUACUCAGAGAGGAAGAACCCUCACUAAAAAAUGUAACACUAGAUGAGGUAAAGCAGUUGAUAAGAUUUGUUAAGGACAAAAGUAAUAUAGAUAGCGAGGAGAUAUUUGGGAAUAAUUAGAAGUAAGAUGAGUUGGAUCUAUUUGAUUUAGUGAAUGUUGUUAUGGAUGUAUCUCUAGAUGUAUUUAAAAUGAGCGAAAAUGAUAACCCAAAUGAAUCAAUAAUUAAAGUACCGACGAGAUACUCAAAUGAUAAUUUCAUGAAUAAAUCUCCACCUAUUAGUAAUGAAGAAGUCUAAAGGUUGAAAGAGCAGAUUAGAUAGCUGUAGUAAGAUAAAGAAAUAUCUUAAGGUUAGUAAGAUAAACAGAAUAGACUUUAAACUCUAAUCUAGUAGCUUAAUAAUGAGAAAAGAGAAUUACAGGACAAAAUUGAAAAGCUUGAAUCAUCAAAGCAAAGAGUUGAAAGGAUCUUAAGGUAAAGUGUAGGUCACAGGGGCUCAAUGAGAAAAACUAAUGGUACUGAUAUUGAUAGUAAUGAGAUCAUUGAUGAACUUGCAGUAGUCUUGAAGAGGAUCGAAUUUUUGGAGCAGUAAAGUGAGGAUCGAGAUAAAAUGACUUAUUAGGAACAUGGUCCUUGCAAGAGGGAGAUAACAAGACUCUAAUAAGAUCUGGAAGAGGAGAGAGUUGAUAAACAAAGGUUGCUUUCAAAGAAAAAUGCAGAAGUUUCUUACUUCAAGUCAGAGUUAGAUGCACUUUUGAGUGAGAUGAAACACAUCAUCACAUCUAAAUAAAAGAGGACCAAAUGA
Molecule: messenger RNA, 5016 nt
Organism: Stylonychia lemnae
Lineage: Eukaryota; Ciliophora; Spirotrichea; Sporadotrichida; Oxytrichidae
Source: the annotation of a GenBank genome assembly